GGGCAUCCACGAAUUUAGGUGUGUUUUUAUGCAUCGCUUGUGCGGGUCAUCACCGAAGCUUGGGGACGCAUGUAAGUCGUAUUAAAUCUACCACUCUAGACUCUUGGAAACCUGAAGAAGUAGAAACCAUGAAGUGUGUAGGAAAUAAAAAAGCUAAUGAGUAUUAUGAGCACUGUUUGGACCCUUGGUUUCUUAAGAUAGAUCAACUAGACUUUAUAAAGCGCAAGUACGAUAAAAAAGAAUGGGUUGAGCGUAGUCAGUUGAAAACGUUCCCCCGAACUAAAAACCUGAUUCUUUCUCGGAGACCUACCAAUAAAUACGACCGACAAGCCGUCCAACUGCAAAACAUGGGCUUUACAAAUAUUACAGCUGUAUUGAACGCGUUAGCAAAAACAAAAGGAGACGUUAACUUGGCGCUGGAGGAAUUGUUGAAUUCUGACAUGGAUGACUUUACAUUUCGGGAGAAAGACGACACUUCCUCCUCAAAACUGAAGCAACUAAAAGAAAUGGGAUUUGGAGACACUCAAAAAGUGCUCCAGGCUCUUCAUGUUUCCGGCGGAGAUCUGGAGCAGGCUGUUGAGAUGUUGAUUCACACGCGUAACUCUCCGACGCCAAAAGGCUCGCUUUCCCCCUCCUCCUCUAUACACAAUGAAGAACAGUCUACACUUUUAUGGCCUGAUAUAGAAAGUACUUCUAAGGAAUUCGAAGUUACGAAAAGCACUCGCGAAACCAAAAAGGAAGAGAUUUUACGGAUAUUUGAUACACUUUCUCCGCCCUCCAACAAUUCUGGCCGUUACUUAAGCCCAUCAAAAGAGAGACCGCUCACCGACUCCCACGAAAGAAACUUUUUGGCAGGUGCCCAGUCUUCGCCCUCUACAAGUGAUUCACGAGAGGGCCAAAUUAAUCCGUUUAAAGGAUUUGAGGCUCCACGUGACUCCUAUCGUUCGGAUGACCAUAUAUUAUGAAAUGAAAGUCUUCGGUCCGUCUUAUUAAUUUUUUAAAGGCACUUGGUUUUAUUAACAAGCGGAUUGUU
Messenger RNA from Zophobas morio, 1033 nucleotides. RefSeq lists its product as uncharacterized. NCBI's taxonomy places the organism in Eukaryota, Metazoa, Arthropoda, Insecta, Coleoptera, Tenebrionidae. The transcript is spliced from 12 exons. Gene Ontology annotation, molecular function: polyubiquitin modification-dependent protein binding. Bases 129 to 965 code for a protein of 278 amino acids. Gene Ontology annotation, biological process: ubiquitin-dependent protein catabolic process. The record is from RefSeq and is a predicted model, not a curated record. Gene Ontology annotation, cellular component: cytosol.